Messenger RNA from Dioscorea cayenensis subsp. rotundata (Guinea yam), 1569 nucleotides. RefSeq names its product IAA-amino acid hydrolase ILR1-like 7. Bases 135 to 1412 code for a protein of 425 amino acids. Gene Ontology annotation, molecular function: IAA-Ala conjugate hydrolase activity. Gene Ontology annotation, biological process: auxin metabolic process. The record is from RefSeq and is a predicted model, not a curated record. The transcript has 5 exons. Gene Ontology annotation, cellular component: endoplasmic reticulum. NCBI's taxonomy places the organism in Eukaryota, Viridiplantae, Streptophyta, Magnoliopsida, Dioscoreales, Dioscoreaceae.
UGCAUGCGUGUUAAGAUAUCUGAAUGAUAAGCACAUGCAGCUUAAUUUGUGACUAGUUUUAUUUUGUUUAGAUAUUUUUCAACAAACUCCAGCUUAGCUUAUGUUAUCUUGAAUCCCUUCUGCCACUCUCAAUCAUGGCUUCCCUUGCCUGUUUGUUCAUCCUUUGCUGUCUGCUAGCUUUGACUAGUUUUCAGUCUUCUUCAUCUCCAGCAUCUCCAUCACCUGAAAACUAUUCCAUUGGAGAUCUCACCCAUGAGCUCUUAGACUCAGCUCUAAGUCCUGGUUUUUUCCACUGGUUAAAGAGUACAAGGAGGAGCAUUCACCACCACCCUGAACUGGCUUUCCAGGAACUCCACACCAGCCAACUUAUAAGAAGAGAGCUUGAUGUCCUUGGUGUGCAAUACUCAUGGCCUGUGGCCAGAACUGGAGUUGUUGCUUCCAUUGGUUCUGGUCUCAAACCUUUCUUUGCUCUCAGAGCAGAGAUGGAUGCUCUUCCUUUGCAGGAGUUGGUGGAUUGGGAGCACAAGAGCAAACACAAUGGAAAGAUGCAUGCUUGUGGUCAUGAUGCUCAUGUGUCAAUGCUUCUUGGAGCUGCUAAGUUGCUUCAAGAACGAGAGCAUGAACUCAAGGGUACUGUGAAGCUUGUUUUCCAACCAGCUGAAGAAGGUCUUGCUGGUGCUUAUCAUGUAUUGCAAGAAGGUGUUCUUGAUGAGGUGUCUGCCAUGUUUACACUUCAUGUUGACACUGUGCUUCCAACAGGUGUCAUUGCUUCCAGACCAGGGCCUCUUCUUGCUGCCUCUUCUAGAUUUAUGGUUAGAAUUCAAGGCAAUGGCACCAGAGAUCCCAUACUUGCUGUCUCUUUUGUUAUCCAGGCGCUUCAGUUGUUAGUCUCUCGAGAAACCAAUCCUCUUGAAGGCAGAGUUGUAUCUGUUACCUUUGUGAAAUCAGUAAGGGAUUCAGUUGAUUUAGGAGGUACUUUAAGGAGUAUGACAAGUGAAGGUCUCAUUUACUUAUCAAAGAGAAUCAAAGAGAUCAUAGAACUCCAGUCUGCCGUUCUUGGUUGCACUGCCGAGAUAGACUUUAUGGAGAAGGAAAGAAUACCGUAUCCGGCGACUGCCAAUGAUGAUGAAAUAUAUAUGCUUGGGAAGAUGGUAGGAGAGAGUAUGUUUGGGGAAGAUAAUGUGCACUUGAGCUCAAUGUGUAUGGCAGCAGAUGAUUUUGGUUUUUACUCCCAGAAGAUGGCCACUGCAUACUUCUCUAUUGGAAUAAAAAAUGAGACAUUGGGCUCAUCUCAUCCUUUGCACUCUCCACACUUUUUCCUUGAUGAGCAGGCUCUUCCCAUUGGUGCUGCUUUUCAAGCUGCUGUUGCAAUUAUGCAUUUAAAUCACCAUGUCUCUUUUCUUCAGUCCUGAAUUAAUUGUUUUUCCAGAGAUUAUCAUUUUCAAUGAAUAAAUGUUGGAGAUAUUCCUUGUCUUUUGGAUUUUCCUCUUUGCAUGUAGAUAUGAAUCAUAAGAUCAAGAAAGUCCACUCUUUCUUUGUUUCUUCUUCAGUCCAGGUAUUGCUUUCUUA